AUGGAGUUCCUUUUAGAAAACCUCAGAAAGCAUGUUACAUGUUCAAUUUGUUUAAAUACCCUUGACGAACCCAAGACGAUAGCCUGCUUGCACACAUUCUGCUGCGACUGUUUAAAGGAACACGCUCAAAGAAGCCAGCAACAUGGACAAUUUCGGUGCCCCGAGUGUCAGGCAAGAAUCGUUGUCCCUAAAAACAAUGGUUUCGAUAAACUGCCUACAGGCUUUCUACAGAAUGAUUGGCUCGAUCUUCUUGCUGCACAACAGUGCUGUGAGGGAAGUGAUGAUAUUACUUGUGCUAACUGUGCCAUUAAAAGCACAGAGGCAAGUUUCUGUUUUAACUGUGGAAAAUUUCUCUGCCCUGAUUGUGUAAAUGCGCACGAAAUUCUACGAAAGGUGGCUUUUAAAGAACACAAACUUAAAUUGGUGAAGCAGUUCAAAAGGGAAGACUACGACUCUCUGUUAAAGCGGCCCUCCUUCUGUUCUCAGGAUUGCCACGAACAAGAGAUAACAAGGUUUUUUUGCGAUGAAUGCCAGACUUGUGUUUGUCAGUUAUGCAUUGGUACAGGUCACGAGAAUCAUACUAUAAAUGCGCUUGACAAGGCAGCCAGUAGCGAGAAAGCUAACAUCAUGGCGGAAGUUGAGUUAAUGAAAGAAGAGGCCCUGCCAGGGUAAAUUCCGACAAGCGACAUGACCCAAAAAGUAGCGACAGAGCCUAAAACGAAAUGGCGACAAGCGACAACCUCCCGCUGCCAAAUUGCGACAGUGACGGCAAAGCCGAGAAUAUGCGACAAAGAACGGUGGUUUGGCUAAUUUAUCACCAGUCUGAGUGCCAAGAGGAAGUAAUUUUCGUCAAUUUUCCUUGCGCUUCAGAGGUUGUCUCUCGUCAGGGAAUUUCAGUAGACCCUCCUGAGCGCGUCGCGUUGGCCCGUCGCGUAGUCUUCAUUUACGCAACCCCGCACAACUCCUGGGAGACCUUGGGACUAGGUUGUCCGUCAAAUAGCUUAAUUUACGCACGCUUUACAUCUCUUGUAAUCACUACUUUCAUAUAGACCAUGACGCACCUUGUUUUCCCCCUCAGAAUUUUGCAUAACCAAUGUUUCCAAAUUCUCCAGGGUAUUACAGUCGUCCCAAGAGAAAUCGAAAACAAUGGUUAUGCAAAGUUUUGGGAGGUAAACAAGGUGAAUUAUGGUCUAUGUGAAAAUGGUGAAUACUUUGCUUGUUUCUGAACUUCUCAUAUCCUUGUCGACCUCUGUCGGACGGUGACAACGGUGGAAACUUAAGCACCGCACAGCGUAGACCACCGUUAACCGGCCUUCACGUACGGUUUAUCAGGUCAGUUAGUCUUAAAAUGUUGAACGUGGAUCACUUAGGGUGUGCUGACAGUGUUCCUUUAAGCGAAUCCAAAAACGGAUUUCUGAUCCGAGAUUUGCCGGAUUUCGCGGUCGAAAGGAACGUGAAAUCCGAAAUUGGAUUUGUGACCUUGGUAACCUUUCGCAAACGCGUGCAAUAUGCAUGACAGCCUGAGCCUCCCAAGAAAUGACAUGUUUUCUACUGUUUGACAAAUUAUGUGAUUAUACAGUGCAGAAUUUUGUGGUCGGCAGUUCGAAUAACGACGAUGGAACAUAAACAGAUCAAGAAAGUAGCGUGUUAAAGUUGAAAAUAAUCUAAAGGUUGUCGGCUCAGUUUGAUCCAGUUUCGUAGCUCGGUUUUCUAUGUAACACGAUCGAGUGCCUAUCGCGUCCAAGAGCGAGUUUGUAGAAAGAUAGCAGUUAUUUGUCCCUUUUACUUAUUUGUGUUUUUAAGCAAUCUUAAGCGACAAAUGGUCAGCACAUGGACGUUUUACUGUACCACCAUGAACAAUCUUCUAGUGUUUUCAGAUGUUUUGGCAAAUGGCAGCAAUUAGGAAACUCUACGGGAAUACUUCAACUGGAAGUACAGCUGGAUCAUCUGACUAAUUUCGAAUCCACUGUGAAUGGAACAGCGUAGAUGACUAAUCCGUUAAUCUGGAUUCGGAUUCUUCGGAUUUCAAAUCCAAUGUGAAUCCUUUUUCAAAAAGGAUUCACCAGAUCAAAAAUCCGAAUUUGGAUUUGCCGAAAGGAACGUGAAAUCCGUUUAAGAUCCAAAUCCGUUUCUGGAUUCAACGAAAGGAACACACCCUUAAUUGUGAAUGGUGAUGUAUAGGUGUUCUAUACGCGAAAGGUUAACUGAGAAAUUGCUCAACUGUAAUGGUUUCUUUAAAACCCAUCGCUAUCCCCCUUUUCUAAAAUUCCGACAAAGACAAAGAACUUUCGUUCAAUUUCCGACAGCGACGUGAAGCAUUAAUAAACACCGACACGAGACGUUUUAAAAUUCAGACGAGCGACAUGGGAGCCCCCCCUGGCAGGGCCUCAAAGAAAAAAGCAAAUUUUGUAGUGACAUAAUUCGUCACUUUGAGCAGACAGCUCUUAGUCUGAAAACUGAGAUUAUAAAUGCCAAACGUGAAGUCUCCCAAACAGCAGAGCAAAUGAUCGCGAGAAUUCAACGACAAGAACGCGAGAUUAUUUCCGCACUUGAGAACACUCGUGCGUCAAGAAUGGAGGAAUUAAACUCCGCAAAGGUACAAGUGAAGUCCCUGCUUAAACAAGUCGAUCAAGCUGUCGAAUUUGCCAAUAACUUGAUUCAAAGAAGCUCAAGCUCAAGUAUUGUGCAAAGCUACAAGAUCCUCAAACAUCGGUUUGAAUAUCUUAACCAAACCCCUGUUCCUUCACUUCCGGUUUGUUCCUCCGUUAAGUUUGUCAAAACUUGUGACCCAGGGAAAUUUACCCUCGGUUUUACGACAACUAUUGGCGCAACCGUUCAGGGGAUAAGUCAAGAUUUCUAA
Porites lobata is the source of this 2860-nucleotide messenger RNA. NCBI's taxonomy places the organism in Eukaryota, Metazoa, Cnidaria, Anthozoa, Scleractinia, Poritidae. The record is from the annotation of a GenBank genome assembly.